CAGACCAUGUGGCGUGGCCGGCACUGAAUGUCUAUCAUUUAAAUUGUGUCAGGCCCAGCUAGAGGGAGCCGGAGAGGGAGGGAGCGCAUCGCAGAGAGGAGACACACAUUCAUUGGGGGAUCCAUAAGGUAAUUCGGAUCUUCAGCAUCAGGGCGUACAUACACACCUGCCCCCAAAGGAUCCCACAAACAGCAUCUGGGUAUCUGACCGCUGCCCAUCAAUCGCCACUGAGCCUGAGCCUGAGCACUGCGGGGACAAGGCUGCGUCAUAAAUAGAAUUUAAACAUGGAGGACAUAGUUAUAGCCGGGAUGUCAGGACGGUUACCAGAGUCCAACAAUCUACAGGAAUUCUGGGAUAACCUAAUCCAAGGUGUGGACAUGGUCACAGAAGAUGACAGAAGGUGGAAACCAGGGCUGUACGGCUUGCCUAAAAGAAAUGGGAAAUUAAAGGAACUUGAUAAAUUUGAUGCUGCCUUCUUUGGUGUUCAUCCCAAACAAGCUCACACUAUGGAUCCCCAGUUACGAUUGCUCCUAGAGAUUUGUUACGAAGCCAUUGUAGAUGCAGGCAUCAAUCCAAAUGAGCUUCGUGGCACAAACACAGGAGUCUGGGUGGGUGUCAGUGGAUCAGAAGCAGGAGAAGCCUUUAGCCGAGACCCAGAGGAAUUGCUGGGGUACAGUAUGACUGGAUGCCAACGUGCUAUGUUUGCCAAUCGCAUCUCUUACUUCUUCAACUUUAAAGGACCCAGCUUAUCUAUAGAUACGGCCUGUUCCUCCAGUUUGUUGGCUUUAGAAAAUGCUUACAAGGCCAUCCAGCAUGGACAAUGCAAUGCAGCCAUUGUAGCAGGAGUUAAUGUGCUGUUGAAACCCAACACUUCUGUGCAGUUCAUGAAACUUGGUAUGCUGAGCCCUGAUGGAGCCUGCAAGUCCUUUGAUGCAUCAGGAAAUGGAUACUGUCGCUCUGAAGCUGCAGUUGCUGUUCUUGUCACCAAGAAAUCCUUGGCUAAACGACUGUAUUCCACCAUAUUGAAUGCAGGGAGCAAUACUGAUGGCUUCAAAGAACAAGGAGUCACUUUCCCAUCUGGUGCUGUGCAGCAAGAGCUACUAACCUCCUUGUACAAAGAGGCAGGAAUCCAUCCAAGUCAGGUGGAAUAUUUGGAAGCCCAUGGAACAGGCACCAAAGUUGGAGAUCCACAGGAAGUAAAUGGGAUUGUUGGUGUUCUUUGUGAUUCAACACGUGAACCAUUGUUAAUAGGGUCUACUAAGUCAAACAUGGGCCACCCAGAGCCAGCUUCUGGUCUUGCUGCCCUUGCUAAGGUAAUUCUUUCGUUGGAACAUGGAGUCUGGGCUCCAAAUCUUCACUACGAAACGCCAAACUCUGACAUUCCUGCUCUUCAAGAUGGCCGUAUUCAAGUUGUGACCAAGCCAACACCAGUAAAAGGUGGAAUUGUUGGCAUCAACUCCUUUGGUUUUGGAGGCUCCAAUGUGCAUAUUAUCCUAAAACCCAAUGAGAAGAAACCCUCUGAUGUGGCCUCUGUAGAAUUUCCCCGACUAGUACUUGCUUGUGGUAGGACUGAAAAAGCAGUAGAGAGCAUAAUCCAGAAGAGUAGGGAGCCCGCAGCUGACAACACAUUUGUAACCUUGUUAAAUGAUAUAUCUGGCAUUCCUCAAUCCUCGAUGCCCUAUCGUGGUUAUACUCUGGCGAAGACAGACAGUGAUAUUAAGGAGAUUCAACAGGCGCAGGUUUCAGGAAGACCUCUUUGGUACAUUUGCUCAGGGAUGGGAACACAGUGGAAGGGAAUGGGACAUAGUCUUAUGAAACUAGACAUAUUUCGUCAAUCCAUAUUGCGCUCUGAUGAGGCCCUGAAAGGGACUGGACUGAAAGUGUCUGAACUGUUGUUAAAUGCCGAUGACAGAACCUUUGAGGACACUCUACAUGCUUUUGUUGGCCUUGCUGCUAUCCAGGUUGCUCAGAUUGACAUGCUAAAGGCAAUGAAGCUUGAACCUGAUGGAAUUGUUGGUCAUUCGGUUGGAGAACUGGCCUGUGGUUAUGCAGAUAAUUCUCUCAGCCAGAAUGAAGCAAUUCUUGCUGCCUAUUGGAGGGGGCGCUGCAUCAAAGAAGCCCAUCUGCCCCCUGGUGGAAUGGCUGCUGUUGGACUGACAUGGGCAGAAUGCAAAAUUCAGUGUCCAAAGGGAGUGGUGCCGGCUUGCCACAAUUCUGAGGAUACGGUUACUAUAUCAGGCCCUCAGGAUUCUGUCCGUGAAUUUGUAGGAAGCCUAAAAAGCAAAGGUGUUUUUGCUAAGGAAGUGCAGAGUGCUGGUGUUGCCUUUCAUUCCUAUUAUAUGGAGUCUAUUGCCCCGUCUCUUCUUAAUGCGCUGAAAAAAAUAAUCACACCAAAGCCACGAUCUUCCCGUUGGGUGAGCACAUCAAUCCCAGAAUCUCAGUGGAACAGCAACCUUGCCAAGUUCUCUUCAGCCGAGUACCAUGUUAACAACUUGGUGAGCCCAGUCUUGUUUCAAGAAGGCUUGCAGAAUAUUCCAGAAAAUGCAGUAGUGGUGGAAAUUGCCCCCCAUGCCCUUCUCCAGGCUGUGCUGAGGAGAAGCUUGAAGCCUACAAACACAAUCCUUCCUCUAAUGAAGAAAGGGCACAGCAACAAUCUGGAAUUUUUCCUUACAAACAUAGGAAAAGUCUAUAUGAAUGGAAUUAACGUUGAAGCAAACAACAUAUUCCCCAGUGUUGAGUAUCCUGCGCCUGCUGGCACUUCCCUCAUCUCUCCACUUAUCAUGUGGGAUCACAGCCAAACAUGGGAUGUUCCAAAGGCAGAAGACUUCCCUGCAGGUUCAGGGGGGUCAACAGCAACAACUGUGUACAAUAUAGAUAUGAACCCAGAUUCUCCUGAUUUAUUUAUGAAUGGACACUGCAUUGAUGGUCGGGUCCUGUACCCAGCAACUGGUUACUUGGUGCUAGCAUGGAGAACACUAGCACGAUCAUUGGGUAUUGUGAUGGAGCAGACCCCUGUCAUAUUCGAAGAUGUUACAAUCCACAGAGCAACAAUUCUUCCCAAAACAGGCAUUAUACAGAUGGAGGUCCGUUUAAUGCCAGCAUCCAAACGUUUUGAAGUUUCAGAAAAUGGAAGUCUGACAGCAAGUGGAAAAAUCUCUGUAAUGGAGGAAAAUGUUUUAAAUAAUUUCCAAAACCAGCUGAUGGAUUCACUGGAUAAGGACGAGGACAUUGAUUCAGAACUGCCUCUGUCUGAUAGAGAUAUUUACAAAGAGCUUAGACUGAGAGGCUAUGACUAUGGACCCAGCUUCCAGGGAAUAAUUGAAUCUAACAGUAGAGGGGACAAAGGAAAACUUCUAUGGAGUGGUAACUGGGUAACAUUCACAGACACCAUGCUACAGAUGAUGGUCCUUGGACUAAAGGGGCGGAGCCUGCGCUUGCCUACUAGGAUUCUUUCUGUCGGCAUUGAUCCCACAAUACACAAGGAUCAUGUGUUUCUGCACAAUGGAGAUAGAGAAGCAGUCCAUGUUGCUGUUAAUAGCUGUUUGGAUAGAAUCGUAGCAGGAGGAGUUCAGAUAUUGGGCCUCCAUGCAACCACAGCUCCCCGGCGCCAGCAACAGCAGACUCCACCUAUACUGGAGAAAUUUGUCUUCACUCCUUACUUUGAAGAAAAAUGCCUGAGUGAUAAUCAUGACCUGCAUUAUCAGCUACAACAGUGCUCAGGCAAAAUACGUGAUUUGGAGUCUAAGUUGAGCCAGCAUGGUUUAAAACUGGAAAUUCCUGAAUUUAAUGUACCAGAGCCAACAAAUGAAGGCACAAAGUCUGAUGCUUUAAAUAAGGGCCUCCUCCAUGUUCUUACUGAGAUCUGCAACUUGGAGCUGAAUGGAAACCUGCAGUCUGAUUUGGAACUUAUGUUAAUCAAGGAAAAAGAUCAGCUAAGAAAUGAUCCUCUUCUGAAUGGGCUGCUUGACUCCCCUCAGCUAAAAACCUGUCUGGAUAUAGUUUUGGAGAAUGGAAAUCCACAACAAAUGAAGAUUGUGGAGGUACUGGCAGAAACUGGGCGCUUGUUUUCUUACGUGCCAACACUAUUAAAUACCCAGCCGAUGUUGCAGUUGGACUACAUUGCUACUGAUUCAACAACAGAAGUUCUCUUAUCACUGGAGGAAAAUCUGAAAGAAUUUGGGGUGUCUGUAGAACAGUGGGACCCCUUGGGCACAGCUCCUAAUACUGUAACCAACGCAGAUCUUCUAGUGUGCAACAGUUCCCUUCACCUUUUGAAAAACCCACUGCAAGCUUUUACCAACAUGGCGGCCACUGUUAAAGAAGGGGGUUUUAUUUUGCUUCACACACUUCUCAAAGGGGACAUGCUUGGUGAGACAAUCACAUUCCUGAAUAACCAAAAUCCCCAACAGAAUGAGGGUCUGUUAUCACAGACAGAAUGGAAGGAGGUGUUUGACGGUGCUUCUCUAAACCUUAUUGCAAUGAAAAAAUCUUUCUACAACUCGGUCAUUUUCCUGUGCCGCCGGCAGGUUCCAGAACAGACCCCACUGUUCUUGUCAGUUGAAGAUAUGGCCUGUACAUGGGUUAAAUCUGUACAGGAAGCUAUGGCUGAUUCUGGUGAACAAACAAUUUGGUUUGUGGCGGAGAACCAGGCUAACUCUGGCACUGUAGGGAUGGUUAACUGCCUGCGCCAGGAGCCAGGGGGAAAAAGGAUCAGGUGUAUCUUUAAUGCUGAUGCAGAGGCUAAACCCCUAUCUGAAAAGGAGAAGAAACAGCAGCUGACAAAUGACCUGGUGAUGAAUGUCUAUCGGGAUGGAGAGUGGGGAUCCUUCCGUCACAUCCCCUUCCACAAAGAUGGGAUUCAGGAUGAAACGGCUUUUGCCUUUGUGAAUAUUCUCACCCGUGGGGACCUCUCUACUUUGAGCUGGGUAGCUUCUCCUCUGCAGCACUUCCUUCCCUCCAAUCCCAAUGUUCAACUCUGCAAAGUCUACUAUGCAUCACUCAACUUUCGGGACAUUAUGCUGGCUACUGGUAAACUGCCUCCUGAUGCCAUCCCAGGGGACCUGGCCCUGCAGCAGUGCAUGCUGGGAAUGGAGUUUUCAGGCCGUGACCCAGCUGGGAAAAGGGUUAUGGGACUGCUUCCAGCUAAAGGCCUUGCUACUGCGGUGGAUGCUGACCAGCGCUUUCUAUGGGAUGUGCCAGAAAGCUGGUCGUUGGAAGAAGCAGCAUCAGUACCUGUUGUCUACGCUACAGCUUACUAUGCCCUAGUUGUUAGAGGCCGUAUAAGAAAAGGAGAAAGUGUCCUUAUUCAUUCUGGAUCAGGAGGUGUAGGUCAAGCUGCUAUUGCCAUUGCACUAAGUAUGGGAUGCCAAGUCUUCAUAACAGUAGGAUCUUCCCAAAAGCGUGAAUAUCUCCAAAACAGGUUUACAGAACUGGAUGCAAAUUGUUUUGCCAACUCCAGAGAUACCUCUUUUGAACAGCACAUACUGAGUAGAACUGGAGGUAAAGGUGUUGAUUUGAUUUUGAACUCUUUGGCUGAGGAGAAGCUGCAGGCCAGUCUUCGUUGUCUUGCCCGCCAUGGCCGUUUCUUGGAAAUUGGCAAAUACGAUCUGUCUAACAACAGCCCACUGGGAAUGGCCCUUUUCCUAAAGAAUGUGUCAUUCCAUGGAAUCCUUUUGGAUGCCCUCUUUGAGGACCAAAAUAAGGAAUGGGAAGAAGUGUCUGAUCUUCUAAAGGCGGGGAUAAAAGAUGGAGUUGUAAAGCCAUUAAAGUGUACAGUCUUUGAGCGUGAUGAUGUGGAGCCGGCCUUCAGAUUCAUGGCUCAAGGAAAGCACAUAGGCAAAGUGCUAAUAAAGGUACGUGAUGAAGAGGCGGAACAGCAUUAUAAAUCAGAUAUCCUUCAGAUAUCUGCCAUCCCACGAACAUCAUUUCCUUCUACAAAAUCCUACAUUAUCACCGGUGGGCUUGGUGGAUUUGGAUUGGAGUUAGCUCAGUGGCUGAUUGAAAGAGGUGCUAAAAACUUGGUGCUCACCUCUCGCUCUGGUGUACGAAAUGGAUAUCAAGCAAAACAAAUCCAAACUUGGAAGGGAAUGGGCAUUAAAGUCCUUGUCUCUGGUAAAGAUGUGGGUUCUUUGGAAGAAACUCUGCAGUUAAUUGAAGAAGCAGGACAAUUGGGCCCAGUUGGUGGAAUAUUUAACCUGGCAAUGGUCUUAAAGGACGCAAUGAUUGAGAACUUAACUACCCAGCUGUUUCAGGAUGUUAAUAAACCAAAGUAUGAUGGCACUCUGAAUCUAGACAGGGUAAGCCGUGAGAAAUGUCCAGAGCUGGAUCACUUUGUGGCAUUUUCAUCAGUGAGUUGUGGGAGAGGAAACGCAGGACAAAGUAAUUAUGGCUUUGCUAAUUCCACAAUGGAGCGUAUUUGUGAAAAAAGACGUCGGGACAACCUGCCAGGUUUGGCAGUGCAGUGGGGAGCCAUUGGUGAUGUGGGUGUAGUCCUAGAAACCAUGGGUAGUAAUGAUACUGUAAUUGGUGGUACUUUACCCCAAAGAAUCGUUUCAUGCAUGGAAGUCCUGGACCAAUUCCUGAAUCAGCCUCACCCUGUAAUGUCCAGUUUUGUCUUAGCCGAGAAAACCCUUUCCGUGAAAAGCAAAGGUAGCAGCCAACAGGACUUGGUGGAAGCUGUGGCUCACAUACUAGGUGUCCGUGACAUAAACAGCUUAAAUCCUGAUACCACCCUGGCAGACCUUGGAUUGGAUUCAUUGAUGGGUGUAGAGGUGCGGCAGACGCUGGAGAGAGAUUAUGACAUAGUGAUGGCAAUGAGGGAAGUCCGACAACUGACUAUAAACAAGUUGCGGGAACUGUCCUCAAAACCUAGCACUAUGGAAGAUGCAAAGAGCACCCAGAAGUCAUCUGUCCCUCCUGAACUUUCCAUUCUGGAUCUGACUAACCUACUUGUGAACCCUGAUGCUUCCACAACUACAAAGCUUAACAAUGUGGAAACUGAUGAGCGUCCCCUGUUCUUGGUACACCCCAUCGAGGGAUCGACUGCAGCCUUUCACAGCUUGGCUUCCAAACUUGCAAUCCCUUGUUAUGGUCUUCAGUGUACUAGAGCUGCUCCAUUGGACAGCAUUUAUAGUCUGGCAUCUUACUAUAACCAAUGCAUAAAGCAGAUUCAGCCUGAAGGACCCUAUUUGAUUGCUGGUUACUCAUUUGGUGCCUGUGUGGCCUUUGAGAUGUGCUCCCAGCUGCAGGCUCAGCGGGAAGCUUCACAAGCCCCAGACAGCCUCUUCUUGUUCGAUGGAUCACAUUCUUAUGUUGCUGCAUACACUCAGAGUUACCGCGCCAAGUUAACGCCUGGCAGUGAAGCUGAGGCUGAAACAGAAGCACUGUGUGCAUUUAUCCAGCAAUUUACUGGCAUGGAAUACAAUAAGCUUGUCGAAGCAUUGCUUCCGCUAAAGGACCUGGAGUCCAGAGUCAUCUCUGCUGUCAACCUAAUAACACAGAGCCACAAAGACAUCAGCCAGGAAGCAUUGCAGUUUGCUGCCUCUUCGUUCUUCUACAAGCUAAAAGCAGCAGAUCAGUAUAUUCCCAAGAAUAAAUAUCAGGGGAAUGUAACACUCCUGCGGGCAAAGACACGGACUGAGUACGGAGAAGGACUUGGUAUUGAUUACAGGUUGUCCGAGGUCUGUGAUGGAAAAGUGUCAGUUCAUGUGAUAGAAGGAGAUCAUCGCACCUUUCUGGAAGGAACAGGAGUUGAUUCAAUCAUUGGAAUCAUACACAGUUCUUUAGCGGAGCCUCGUGUCCCUGUUAGGGAAGGUUAAAGUAAAUUGCAAUGCCUCUGUUCCAUUGGCAGUGAAGCCAUUUACUCCUUGGCAUAGAGAGAUCCACCUUCUUCCUUUAAUUGUGGCAAAAAAUGGCUUCAUGACAACAAGGAGAGCAUCUCUUUAUGCUCUUAUCAGACAUGCAAAAUUAAUCUUAUUCUACCUUAUCUGAGUAGCAGGAAGAUAUUCAUCUGCCUGUACUAAAGCCCUACCCUGUUUUACUACCAUAAAUGUUAUGCCUUCUGCAAAGAGUAGGAGUAGAUUUUAUGUUGUAGCAUGUUCCUUAUCAGUAUUCAAUCAGCCAAUACAUCAGCACUUAGCAACCACGUUCCCAUGGAUUGUGAUAAAUAGGACCUUGAUUCUGAGGCUCUAACGAGCCUGUGACGAAUUUAAGAUGUCCAAUGAUGACAGAUUCUCAGCUUCAAGAAUCUGUCAAAUUUACUUUCAUAGGCAUGGUUUUGUAAUUUUUUUUUUUUAUAAUUUUGAAUAUUUAUUUUAUCUGUCAUUUACAUACUCUGUCAUAUCUCAGUGGGUCAGUAACAUUAAAAAAAAAAAGUGAGUAGAUAGAAGCAUCACACCUGUUCACUAGAAACCAACACCGCGAUACAAAUGGUGGCACAUUGAAUACAAUUGCCCCAUACGCACAUAUAUUUUAUAAACAUUAAAUAUAAGAGUAUGUAUGCACUGCAUUUAUACAUCAGGAGGGACAGCCACUCUGCGUAAAUGUAAGAAUAGCUCCCACCUGGCAAAAUUUUUGUUGAUGUUCUACCUUCCUAUAGAGAAGGGUUUGGCAAAUCAUACAAGACCUAAUCACACCAAAUUAUACCCACAACUUGUCAAUAUUGACACUAAACUCUAAUUACAAUCACAGCAUAAUUUUCUAUGAAAAUGUCCAUAUAUCAUGUCCAGUUAUUUUAAAAAUCUAUUCAGAAAUAUAGCAAAACAAUAUAUAGAAUCCGCUUGGAUGGGAGUUUCUACUGUCAUUUUCCUUGUUUUCCCACCAAGCUCCCUCCCGGCAGCAUCUAUUCUUUUCAGAAGUCUCCCUGUGUCCUGACCUGCCAUAAGGGGCCAUCUUCCCCUGUUCUUUGAUCCUUUUCUGUUAAAGAACUAACACGGAUCUUGGAAGAGCAGGCACAGUUGAAUUCCAGUUGAGAAUUGAGGGUUUAGUUCUCCUUUAAAGAAUUGACAGCUAUGUAUGUGCAAAAAAAUAGCAAAGGUGGCAGAAAAUGUGUUUACAGGAUUAUUACAAUUUUUUAUGGUUUUUAAAAGGGACACUAUCACUGUUUACUGUUUAGAGUCACUUUGUAUAAUGAUAUAUUUAAACCGGACCCAUAGCCUAUUAAUAAUUACAGAUUCUACACUGUAGCAUGAAAAGUAAAAAGUUACAGCUGAAAAUUGGUUUUGUGAAAUCCGUGAAAGUCACCGUUGCUAAACCUGCAGGAAUCAUUACAGGAGCCUCUCAGCAUCUGGAUUAUCCUUGUCCACAUAAGUCUUAAAUAAGCACUUUAAGAAACAGCGGUAGUGUCCCUUUACGUGCAUUUUCCAUGUCUUUAUGUUUUCAUUUUUGUGCCCUGAAGGGGCAAGUUGUACCCUACAGAGAUUAUAAGAACUACAAUGAUAUUUGGAGGAUUGUGCAGUGUUUCUUAUGCCUUAUACUAUCAACUGACUCCAGAGCUCAAGAGCCUUCCCAAAAGCAGAGUUUAAACAUAUGCAUUACUGAGUCCAAGUGAGGCAAUAUCUCAUUUCCUUAUACUGAAUAAUUUACCUGUCCUGAGCCAAGACUAAACCUAACACCCGCUCUGUUAUGGGCCCUUACGUUCGCCCAGCCCUGAAUAUGUUUAAAUCCGAAACAGUACGUAGCCCAACACAAAUUAUUUUUAAUUAAAGAACUAUAGGUGUAUAUUUUUUAUCCAAAUGAAACUGGUAUAGCAGUGUUUAACAUGGAAUUCAUUUAAUAGCAGGUAUGCAUGUGAGGCUUAGAAACUCUGUUCCACUCUGAGACAUACCACCUUGCAGUGUCAGCAGGUGAACCUGGAGUUUUCCUUCAAGAAAAUGUAAUGUUUCUGCUGCAUUUAUGAUACAGAGAAGUUGGAAGGGAUCGCUUAGUUUCACAUGCUGUCAGCGUGAUGGUAAUAAAGGGUCUUGUUCAUAAAUGAUGCUCCCGUUUGUGUAACAGUUAGUUUUCGGUACACAAAUGGAAUAUGUUGCCCUUUAUUGCCACUGUCAGUGUUUUUACUAGCCCUGAAUCAAUCCCUGUUGAAAGCAGCAGAAAUGCAUGUAGUGCUUUAUUUUAGUAAGUGAAAUAAAUAGAAUUUUUUCAUACAUCCUUUCCUUUUUCCUUUGCUAUAUAUUACUGCUUUGCAGUUAGUUUUGUGAACCUUGCAAAUUAUUAAACUUAAACUGAAACAUCA
This is a messenger RNA of Xenopus tropicalis (tropical clawed frog), 10228 nucleotides long. It is a transcript of the gene fasn, whose product is annotated as fatty acid synthase. Gene Ontology annotation, molecular function: [acyl-carrier-protein] S-acetyltransferase activity; fatty acyl-[ACP] hydrolase activity; (3R)-hydroxyacyl-[acyl-carrier-protein] dehydratase activity. The transcript is spliced from 43 exons. Gene Ontology annotation, biological process: monocarboxylic acid metabolic process; fatty acid biosynthetic process. The coding region runs from base 285 to 7817 and encodes 2510 amino acids. The record is from RefSeq and is a predicted model, not a curated record. NCBI's taxonomy places the organism in Eukaryota, Metazoa, Chordata, Amphibia, Anura, Pipidae.